UGUGUUUUGCGUCAUGACGCAGGACGGUUACGUCACACAACUGCGGCUGAACCAACCAGGAAGUGCUUAGAACGACAGAGCACUGAAAAUGUUUACAUUCAGUUUAACGCUCGUACGACAUGGAGAAACACAGUACAACAGGGACAAGCUGCUGCAAGGUCAAGGUGUGGACACACCCUUGUCAGAAACAGGUGUGCAGCAGGGUGAGGCUGUGGGAAAAUACCUCAGAGACAUACCAUUCAACAAUGUGUUUGCGAGUAACCUACAAAGAGCUGUACAGACAGCUGUAAUAAUUCGGAGGAACAACACUCACUGUUCUGGCACGGAGAUGGUUUUGGAGCCGUUACUCAGAGAGAGGGGUUUUGGCGUUGCUGAAGGACAUCCCAAAGAUGAUCUGAAGAACAUGGCCAACGCUGCUGGCCAGUCAUGUCGUGACUACACCCCUCCAGGAGGAGAGACUUUAGACCAGGUGAAGCUGCGAUUCAAAAAAUUCCUCAAAGUCCUUUUCAAACAAAUGUUGGAUGAGCGCGGCUGGUCCGGACCAGAUGCCUCUGCAGGAGCAUCAGAAGCCGGAGGCGCUGCGAACGGGCCUGCAGCUGCCGCCUCGGGCAUCGCUCCCGUUGGCUCGGCUGAAGAUGGUCUCCAGGGAGUGUCGGUCCACGCUCUGGUCGUGAGCCACGGCGCUUACAUCCGUGUAGCCGUCAAGCACCUCGUAGAGGACUUACAGAGCUCUCUGCCUGCAGGGGUGAAGAUGUCCCAGCUGUUUUCACCCUGUCCAAACACUGGCAUCAGUCGCUUCAUUAUCACCCUGAGCCAGUCUGAGUCCCGCCCCGUCCUCUCUGCUGCUCGCUGCGUCUUUACCAACAGGAAGGAUCACCUGGAAAACCUCACAGCUGCUCAAUAGUGUAAAAGGGAAAGAAAUGGGUGGCGUAUGCGUACUUGUACACAGUCUCUGACUGGAACAAUCAUGAACACUAAAGGGGAAAUAAGCUCAAAGUUACCCCUGGUAACUGAAUACAGCAAUGCACAUAGUAAAUUAUGUUUUCAAUAGCGUUUUACUGUGGAUCAAUAGUCAAAAAUAAGUGUACAGUUUCAUCAUUCUCCCAACUGUAGGCCAGUGAGGACUUGUCAUACUGCAUUUUUAAUAUUGUAAACUUGAUUGCCUCUUUUAUCGUGUUAUACCAAAGUCAGAACUAUUUAUUGUAGUAUUGAACGUUGUCAGUACGUGUGUCUCGUGUGAUGCUGCUCAUUCUACUUGUGCAAUACAACAUGACAACACUGAAUCUUUGUUGAGUUUUUUACAUACAUAUACUGUAGAUAGCAGAAAAUAAUACAGGAUUACACAUAUCACAAAAUGCUGUGAAACUACAUCUAUGACAUCCGUCCGACUCCUCGGUUUUCAAUAUGGUUUUUUUCUUUCUAUUUUUGGUGUCUCUUUUUAAUCUCCAGCCGUCAUGACCUCAAUAUUUCAAACACAACGUGAUCUAUUUAUGUUAAUACUGCGAGGUAAAAUCUAAAAACGGUAGACGUCCCAUUGAACAUAAAUGCACUUCUGAUACAUAACAGAAUAUAACAGGAAAUAGUGGAAGGAAAGCUGUCUCUAGAUCGAGAUUUCAUGGUAUUUAUCAGUGGUGGAGUAAGCAUUCAGAUCUUUUACUUAAGUAAAAGUAGCAAUAGUACAGUGUAAAAAUACUCUGUUACAAGUAAAAGACAUGCAUUCAAAAUCUUACUCGAGUAAAGCCCAUUGAUGCCAAAAAUAUACUGCCUGCCCUCGCUUUAAUACGUUAUAUAUUGUUGGUUUAAUAUGUAACAAUAUGACGUGUAUUACGACAAUUUGACGUUUCACGGAAGGUUGUGAGGUCAGUAACUUCCUGUAAUCUCCUAUUCCCCAAAAUGUUGAACUAUUCCGUUAACAG
This is a messenger RNA of Sebastes umbrosus (honeycomb rockfish), 1916 nucleotides long. RefSeq names its product TP53 induced glycolysis regulatory phosphatase b (gene tigarb). Gene Ontology annotation, biological process: fructose 2,6-bisphosphate metabolic process; negative regulation of programmed cell death; positive regulation of DNA repair. Gene Ontology annotation, cellular component: cytosol. Bases 89 to 904 code for a protein of 271 amino acids. The transcript is spliced from 6 exons. Gene Ontology annotation, molecular function: fructose-2,6-bisphosphate 2-phosphatase activity. NCBI's taxonomy places the organism in Eukaryota, Metazoa, Chordata, Actinopteri, Perciformes, Sebastidae. The record is from RefSeq and is a predicted model, not a curated record.